AUGCUCAAUUUGACAAGCAUAAGCCUCACAGAACCUAGCAAAAACUGGAAGCAUAGAUAUCGCAUCUCCGCCAGAUCGUCGCCUCGCCGCCUCAUCAUCGCCACGUCGCCGCCUCGCCUGCCCCUCGUUGCCGCCUGCCGCAUCUCCGCCUCAUCGCCUCCCAUCGCCUCCUGUUUGCACUCGGCUUCACCUCCACUUUGCACUCAUCUUUCCCCGUUGCCUGCACUCUGUUUCCCCCCUAUGUGCACUCACUAUACCGCCCUAUUUGCCCUCAAUUACACCCCUUGGGUGCGCUCAUUUUUCCCCCUUGUUUGCACAUUGCGAUGCCCCCCUCUGUCCACUCAACGUCCCCCAUACACGUCACCCCCUCAUCCUCUCUCCCCUCUUUCUAUCUCCGUCGAUCCCUUGGCCCCCUCUCUCCCUCAUUUCCCCCCUUCCUUCACCUCCUUUGCUCCCUCCAACCCCAUCAUUCCCUUCCCUCCUUCCCAUCAUUUCUCCUCUUCCCCCCAGGUCCCCACGUUUUUCUGCCCUUGGUACCCCUCUCUUCCCCCCCUGGUGUCCCUCAUUUCCCACCCUGGUUCCCCUCCUUGGAGCCCCCACUUGCCUUCACGAUUUCCUUGCUGCUUGUCCGCUGUAUAUCCUAAGCAUCCCACCUAUUCCUCAGUGCUUGCCGUCUCAGUGUCCUUGAUGCUUGUCCCCUCAUGUCCUCCUCUCUCGCCACUGUCCUCCUCUCUCCCCCCUGUCCUCCUCUCUCCCCCCUGUCCUCCUCUCUCCCCCCUGUCCUUGGCUCCCUCCCCCCCCCUGUCCUCCACUUUCUUCAACUGUUUGCUCCCUCCUAGUCCUCUGCUCUCCCCCCUAUCCUCCUCCCUCCCCCGCUGUCCUCUCCUCCGUCUCCUCCUCUUACCCCCUCCGUGUCGCGUCAUGGCCUGGCCGUAUCGUCUCCUCACCGCAUGCCCCAUUCUACCUAAGUCCCCUUCUGUCGCCCGCGCGCACUCCCCUCGAAAGAGCAUGCUCACUCCCCUCCAACGCGGUGGCACACUCCCUUCCCGUCACCCACGCUAA
Closterium sp. NIES-65 is the source of this 1062-nucleotide messenger RNA. NCBI's taxonomy places the organism in Eukaryota, Viridiplantae, Streptophyta, Zygnematophyceae, Desmidiales, Closteriaceae. The record is from the annotation of a GenBank genome assembly.